UGAACGACGCGCAUGCGCAGUGCGCGUCGUUGCCUGAGAGGGAUGCUGUACAGAAGGAAAAAGACACUGAGAGGAGCGUGAUUGACGGGCGAUAACGGUCGCGGCCUGCCAGUCAAGAAGGAGAGGUAGCCAGAAUGCAAUUUCAUUGGGAUUGGUUUUGCUUGAGUGUGCUACUAUUAAGUUCAAUAAGUGCAGAAUCUGAAGAUUCAGAAUCCGAAGUGGAAAAUAUUGGCAUGAACACACAAGAAGCUAAUGUUGACAAAAGUAGACCAUCCUUAGAGGUUGUGUACAAGACACCAAAGCCAACUGGAGAAGUCUAUUUUGCUGAAACUUUUGACGAUACCAUGUCUGGGUGGGUUCUGUCUCAAACCAAAAAAGAGGAUACAGAUGAAGAUAUUGCUAAAUAUGAUGGAAGAUGGGAAAUAGAACCAUUAAAGGAAAACAUGGUGCCUGGUGACAGGGGCUUGGUUUUGAAAUCAGUAGCAAAGCAUCAUGCAAUAUCAGCUAUGUUAACACAGCCAUUUGUUUUUGAUAGUAAACCACUGAUUGUUCAGUAUGAAGUGAAUUUUCAAGAAGGCAUUGAUUGUGGUGGUGCAUAUGUUAAACUUCUUUCCAAAAGUGAUGACUUGAAUCUGGAAUACUUUUAUGACAAAACAUCAUACACAAUUAUGUUUGGACCAGAUAAAUGUGGAGAAGAUUACAAAUUGCAUUUUAUCUUCAGACAUAAACAUCCUAAAACUGGAGACUACGAAGAAAAACAUUCUAAACGUCCUGAUGUAGACCUUAAAAAAAUCUACUCAGACAGAAAGACCCAUCUGUAUACUCUUGUGCUAAAACCUGAUGACACAUUUGAAAUAUUAAUUGAUCAAACAGUGGUCAGCAAAGGAAGUCUCCUGGAAGAUAUGGUUCCCCCUGUGAACCCCCCCAAAGAAAUAGAAGAUCCCAAUGAUAGAAAGCCAGAGGACUGGGAUGAAAGAGCUAAAAUUCCUGAUCCUGAUGCUGUCAAGCCAGAUGACUGGAAUGAAGAUGAGCCACCCAAAAUAGAAGAUCUUGGUGCUAUUAAACCUGAAGGUUGGCUUGAUGAUGAACCAGAAUAUAUUCCAGAUCCUAAUGCAGAAAAACCAGAAGAUUGGGAUGAGGAUAUGGAUGGUGAGUGGGAAGCUCCACAAGUUUCUAAUCCAAAAUGUGAGACUGCACCUGGUUGUGGAACAUGGACACGGCCCAUGAUGACCAAUCCAAAAUAUAAAGGAAAAUGGAAACCACCUAUGAUAGAAAACCCUAAUUAUCAGGGGAUAUGGAGUCCUCACAAAAUCUCUAAUCCUGAUUAUUUUGAAGAUUCUCAUCCUUUCAAGAUGACUGCUGUCAGUGCUAUUGGUUUAGAGCUUUGGUCUAUGACAUCAGAUAUCUACUUUGAUAACUUCAUCAUCUGUUCAGAAAAGGAAGUUGCUGACCGAUGGGCAGCAGAUGGCUGGGGUUUUAAAAAAUUGGUUGCUAGUUCCAAUGAACCUGGAAUGUUUAGUCAGUUGGUGACUGCUGCAGAAGAACGCCCAUGGCUUUGGAUUAUUUACGUCUUGACUUUAGCACUUCCUGUUGGAUUGGGCAUACUGUUCUGCUGGCCAUCCAAGAAAAUAGAUGAAGAUGUGGAGUACAAAAAAACUGAUUUAGCCAAGCCACUUACAAAAGGACAACUAGAACAAGAGAUGAAUGUAAAAGAUGAAGAACUAGAGAAAACAAAUGAAGACACUGGUGAAGGUGCUGAAGAUGAAGAUUAUGAAGAUGAAAAUGAAACUGCUGAAGGAAGUCAUGAAGAAGAAGAGAAUAAAUCUGUCUCAGAGGAAGAUGAGAUGAAAGAAGCAGAUGAAAGCACAGGAUCUGGUGAUGGACCAUCAAAAUUAGUACGGAAAAGAAGAGUACGAAAGGACUAACAUUUCCAGUUAAUAUUGAUGGUUCCUGGUUUCAGAACACAGACAUAAGCAUGCUAUGUUGGCUUGUCUAACAGUAUCCAGGUUGUUGAGUCUUAAAUUAAAAGACUGAACUUCACUUAUACUUCUGUUUCCCUUUUCGAGCCCCUCCUAAUCUUGUAAGAUUUUUCCUUUACUUAGAGGAAACACCCCUAUUUGUGAAAUUACCUGUUCCUUUACUUCAUAAAAUAAAAGAAAAACGGCGAGAUGAAUUAUUUAUUGUAAAUAUGAUUUGAAGCUAUUUAGAUAAUAAAUAUUGUUUGGAAAUAAUUUUGGCUUCAAAAUUUUACCUUUUAGAAAGUUCAUGUAAAUUGGAAUAUAUUUUUUCUAGCUGUAGCACAAAUACUGCUUCUACUGUUUUGAUAUAAAGGAAUAUACCAUUAUAACAUCCACUGAGGGAUGUCUUGAUAGAACCAGUUGACAACCAUGUCUGUGCUGAGCUGAAUUUAAUAAUUGUGUUUAUUUAUUACAUUAACAUUUUUACUGUAAAGUCUACUUAUGGUUUAUUUGUCAUGUUAGUUUGACAUUUAUUACAGUUGCUGCUGUUUCUGUUUCAUAGACAAACACAUUGUCAUUAAUUGAUGCAACAGCAUGUAUUUUACUUUUAAAUGCAACAAUGUUCAUGAUAUUCAAGUAAAAUGGUGUCUGGGAGAUUUUCAUAUUUUUAUAGUUUUGUUUCAAUUCAAAAUGGCGUAACUCAUUUACAAAAAAAAUGCUAAAAUUGCCUCCUGAAUAAAAAUAUUUAAUAGUCUCUGCUGCUCAAGUUAAAAAUUCUAUGUUAUUGAAAAGGUUCACCAGAUAAGUAAACUAGUCAUCAUGUGGUACAUCAGCCUUACUUAAGCUGUCCUUCAAAUAUAUGGUACUGUAUUGGAAGUCAGCUCUCAUCAGUGUAAGGCUGCAUGCCUUGUAGCCCUGAGAGUUUUACCGUAGUCCAAAAUAUGUAUCUAGUGGCCAGCAAGUUGAGAGCUGCUGUGAAGAAUGCAGUCAUACAGUUCUUAAUCCAGGCCUGCACAACAUAUGGCCCAGGGGCCGCAAGCGGCCCGCCAAAGAAUUUUGAGCGGCCCAUGA
Messenger RNA from Sceloporus undulatus (fence lizard), 3029 nucleotides. It is a transcript of the gene CLGN, whose product is annotated as calmegin. Gene Ontology annotation, biological process: protein folding. The transcript is spliced from 15 exons. The record is from RefSeq and is a predicted model, not a curated record. Gene Ontology annotation, molecular function: calcium ion binding. Gene Ontology annotation, cellular component: endoplasmic reticulum; endoplasmic reticulum membrane. Bases 135 to 1925 code for a protein of 596 amino acids. NCBI's taxonomy places the organism in Eukaryota, Metazoa, Chordata, Lepidosauria, Squamata, Phrynosomatidae.